CCGGGGCCCUUUGUCUGGUGACGCUGCCAGUGUCGGGAGUGCAAGAAGCCCAAUGAGCCCUCAAGGCAGCGACGGGACCCCCGGAGAUCUACUGAGAACGUCCUCGGUUGUUCGAAACCCCCCCGCCAGCCUGGCCCCGCGGGCGGCAGACGCAGCAAUGUUUCCCCGGAGGCCACCACACAGUAGGCGCGCCGAGAUGUCGGAACCUGCGCGGGCGCCAGCGACUCUGGCACCAGUAGGCCUUCUGAUUCGGCUCAAGACGCGGGGGAGGGAUUCUCUGGACGCAGAGCGAGGUGAACAAGAAUAGGGCGAAACUCCGGCCGCUGUAUAGUUCAAUGUCUAGUCCGUUUCGGCCCGGUCCGCCCCAGGAGCAGCAACGACCGGCCUGACGUCGCGUCCUCUUCCGCUUGUUCUAGCCGCAGAGUUGGAGCCAUUUUAAGGCGAAACCACUCAGCCACGCCCCCUCGCCCUCCAGAGAAGCCAAUCCAAGCGCAACGACGCCUGGUGUGAAACGCCGCGGCGUUGCCAACGGUCGCGCGGAUGAACGGUUGGGAGGGGCUGAACUCGGAGGGCGAGAGGGGAAAACCUGAGCUGCCCGCACCGCCCUCGGAAUCCGACUCCGCGAAGCCGGGAUUAGAAAUUUGGAGGCUGGCACCACGCCCUGGCCAGGUGUGCGGGACUCGAACAGGUGCUAGGCCGCCCCUCCCCGGGUCCCAAGAGCCCGGCUUAAUGGCUAAGAGCCGGGGGCCCAGCCGCGGCUGGGGCUCAGACUGUGCUGAGGCCUGUCACGCCACCAGGUGUCCGGCUCCCCCCGAACGGCCUGCGGGGGCCUGGGGCGGGGCGGACGGCAGCUGCAGACACUGGAGCCGCACCGGGAGACCCGCCCUGCUGGGACCUAAGCCCCUGGUCGGCUCCCUCCCGUUUCCCGCCCGGGGUCGGCAGAGCUGCGCGGUGCCCUCCGCGACGCUGGGGGCGCUGUCGCUGCUCCGGGCUGGGUGACGCCACGACUCCGCUGACCCUGCGCCGGUCUCCCUGUGCGCUGAUCCGCCAUGGCAGCGGUGUUCGUGCUUCGGAGCUGGUAUCGAGCGCGACACAUCCUUCGCUGGCCGCUCGCGCAGCUGUCCUGGGCCCCAGGGCGUGGGCAUCGGCUCACGCCGACGGAUGAUGAGUUGUAUCAGCGGACGCGAAUAUCUCUGCUGCAGCGCGAGUCCCCGCAGGCGAUGUACAUCGACAGCUACAGCAGCCGCGGCUUUGUGGUCAAUGGAAAUCGCGUGCUUGGGCCCUGCGCGCUGCUUCCGCACUCGGUGGUGCAGUGGAACGUAGGUUCCCACCGGGACAUCACCGAAGGAAGCUUCUCUCUCUUUUGGAUGCUGGAGCCCCGAAUAGAGAUUGUUGUGGUGGGCACUGGAGACCGGACUGAGCGGCUGCAGCCCCAGGUGCUGCGAGCCAUGAGGCAGCGGGGCAUCGCUGUGGAAGUGCAGGACACAGUAUGUCUGGUACUCGGGAAUGCUGAGGCGAGCCCAGGCCUGGCCUUGGCCCUAGCCCAGCUGAUGCUGGCUUUCUCUUUGCAGCCCAAUGCCUGUGCCACUUUCAACUUCCUGUGUCAUGAAGGCCGGGUGACAGGAGCUGCUCUCAUUCCCCCACCUGGAGGGGCUGCUCUCACAUCUUUGGCCCAAGUCUCAAAAAAAUGAACCACCAGGAACCUUGCCACCCUUUGCAGAGUGCAGGGGUUUCCAGUUUUUACUAGCUCCUCCCCUUUGGCACUGUAACAACUUGUCUUUCUAGCCAGCAAAUUAAUAAUUUAAUCCACUUCUCACAA
Molecule: messenger RNA, 1819 nt
Organism: Phacochoerus africanus (Common warthog)
Lineage: Eukaryota; Metazoa; Chordata; Mammalia; Artiodactyla; Suidae
Gene: NDUFAF3
Product: NADH:ubiquinone oxidoreductase complex assembly factor 3
Exons: 4
Coding region: 1050-1691 (213 amino acids)
Biological process (GO): mitochondrial respiratory chain complex I assembly
Cellular component (GO): mitochondrial inner membrane
Source: RefSeq, a predicted model, not a curated record